Molecule: messenger RNA, 1573 nt
Organism: Hevea brasiliensis (rubber tree)
Lineage: Eukaryota; Viridiplantae; Streptophyta; Magnoliopsida; Malpighiales; Euphorbiaceae
Product: trihelix transcription factor ENAP1
Exons: 3
Coding region: 446-1474 (342 amino acids)
Cellular component (GO): nucleus
Molecular function (GO): transcription cis-regulatory region binding
Source: RefSeq, a predicted model, not a curated record
GAAAUCUUGAAUAAAAAUAAAAAUAUGAAAGACAAGCGGAAGUGAGGAGAAACUGAAGAGAAUUGGUAAACAGAGAGUAACAGACAGAGUCCUAACCGAUGGUUUAUUGUCUUAUUGGUUAUCAAACGGAGACGUAAUUUGGCAGGCUAAGGUAGCCGAGCCAAAUCCCGAUGUCGCAACCCAAGCCACCCCACUUAUACCCUUUUUUGUUCACGCGCUUGUCCACGUCCCGGCGAUCCAUCUCUUUAAUUCCCCUACUCUUACGGCCCAUGCGUCCGGCGCGUCACCUUCGCCGCACCGACCCCGUUUUCUUGUAUUUUUUCUUGGUCAGAGAUCCCCUUUACUCUUUAACCUUAUCUCUCACAUCAAUAUCACACAAAUCGAUAAUAACCUAAUUCACCACCAACGAUACGACCACCACCACCACCACCAUUAGAUCAGAGCGAUGGGUGACCUCACCGAUUCUGUUACGCCGUCCACCACACCUCACUCCAGACCCUUGCCUAUCCGUGAGGAUUGCUGGAGCGAGGAGGCUACAUCCACUCUUGUCGAAGUUUGGGGCAAGCGAUAUUUGGAGCUCAACCGAGGUAAUCUACGUCAGAAGGACUGGCAGGAAGUGGCCGAUGCCGUUAACGCCAAACAUGGCCAUACGAAGAAGACUCACCGUACGGAUGUGCAGUGUAAGAACCGAAUCGACACGAUUAAGAAAAAGUACAAGAUCGAGAAGGCUAGGGUUACCUCCUCUAACGGAAUGUUGACAUCUUCGUGGCCAUUCUUUGAGAGCUUAGAUGCCUUGAUCGGAUCUAAUUUCACUGCUAAGAAACAAGCUUCUCCGUCUUUGUCUCCGUCUCCUCCAGUGGCUAUGCCUCUGACUUCCUACAGGAGGACUCCGACUUCGACUCCUUCUACGGCUGUGGUGUCGUUGCCCCAGAAGAGGCCGUUGGAUGAUGGCUAUUUCAGGAGGAAUUACUCGGCCAUGGCUGCAGCUGCUGCAGCUGAAUCGGAGAGUGAAGAAGAGGACGAGGAGGAGGAGAGGGAAAGGGAGAGGGAGAGGGAGAGGGAAAGUGAGGAAGAUGAGGAGGGAGAGGGGAUAAAGAGAUUGGCUCGAGCUAUUGAGAGAUUUGGAGAGGUUUAUGAGAGAGUGGAGAGCGAGAAGUUGAGGCAGAUGUUGGAUUUGGAGAAGCAGAGAAUGAAAUUCGCCAAAGAUUUGGAAAUGGAGAGGAUGCGGAUUUUCACUGAGACUCAGAUUCAGCUUGAGAAGAUCAAGAAAGGCAAGCGAUCUGGGUCCAAUGAGUUGCAGGAAGCAUAUUAUUAUAGUUUUGGCAAACCUGAUAGUACAUGGACAAGAAAGUUCACCGUAACUCUAAAUAGAUUGGGUUGUUGUCAUUUUUUUAACAAUGUGCAAACCAUACGAGUGUUUUUUCUUGAUGGUGGAGAGUACAAUAGCUGCUGGCAUCUAUUAACCUUGAGAUAAAUUUUAGUUGAGUUGUCAAUCGGAAUUUUGAACAAUUUAUUUUUUUUGUUUAUGCUCUAAAUCAGAUGUGUAUGAAUAUAUUUUCAAAUUUUUUUAUCA